Colletotrichum scovillei is the source of this 2814-nucleotide messenger RNA. RefSeq lists its product as uncharacterized. The coding region runs from base 1 to 2814 and encodes 937 amino acids. The record is from RefSeq and is a predicted model, not a curated record. Lineage: Eukaryota; Fungi; Ascomycota; Sordariomycetes; Glomerellales; Glomerellaceae. The transcript has 3 exons.
AUGGAGCAUCUUCCGAUACCCCGCGACCCAAUUAGUGAACAUCCGACGAUAGCAUUGGGCACCAAACAGUUCCACAAACCGGGGCCUUUUCUCGACUACCCGACACAGCACGGCGAUGUUCUCAACGCACAGUAUCCACAUGUUCCCACUCAAGCCGAUGCCCUUCAAGGGCGGUUCACAGCCGGGAUAUCGCAUAUGCAGGUUAUUGACUAUUACCAAGGCUGGUUGUUCUGCUCCUUGCUCCAGGAGUUUCUGGGAAACCUGUAUAAAUGGCAAAAAUAUACGUCAUGGACGUACGACGAUCAAGAAAAGCUCAAGACUAUCAGCCUAUCUACAAAGACUUUGCACGAGGACAUGGCAUCGUUACGCGCAAGCGGGCCGCUGGCAUCCAUCCGAAACGGUGAUGCAUAUGAAAAGCACCUAAAAACAUGCUUGGAUCAAGCCUUCGAGGCCUUUCAUGAGAUCGAGUCCAGAUUCCCGGGCUUCUCGGCGGCCUUUGCCGAAGAAAUUCUGUGCCUGGCCAGCUUGGCUGAGACAUUAGACUCUGCGGUUCAGACGGCCCUCGUUCACGGACCAGUCGCCGAAAUGGACCGAGGUGUACAGCACUUCCCAGAGUCAGCCAAGCGCCCCUUGUUCUCCAAGGUCGCCUCCUUGCUUGAUCUGUCCUCGGGAGAUAAUAAGCUCGCAAUGAUUAGGGCCGGAUGGUGCCCUGGUGAUAUCACUAAGAUCGGCGAGAGCUUCAACACCAUCGCCGCGUUCUAUUACUUUAGCAAGUUCAAGGCGGAUUCCACCGUGGCAGACUUGCACAAAGACUGUCCCGAAUAUGGCUGCAGUCUCAGAAUACCAGCAGAGCCUAAACACAUGAGCGAUGGUUGCAAAUGCCCGGGAAUGAUUUCAUUUGAUGAGGAAAAUCUUAUAGACAUCUACCAAAAGGGCGAUGUCCCUUGCUUUUCUAUCGGAAGGCUUGAAGACGGCAGUUUGGGCAUCGCUCUUAGCUCCUGUAGCAUCGACGAAGAGUCGCAGAAAGACCCUAGUAAUCACUACGUCGCUCUCUCACAUGUAUGGUCAGAGGGUAUGGGCAAUCCGGCGGCGAAUGCCCUACCCUUUUGUCAGCUGGCUUACGUACAACACUGGGCAAUGAUGGCAUACCAAGUUGUGGAAGAGAAAGAAGCAGACGAGUCAAAGGAAGGCACGGGGAUCAUGAUCCAAACGAAACCCAAAAUACGCCAGCUCAAUAUCUGGAUCGACACCAUGUGUUGUCCUGCGACUCCUGGAUACGGAAAGAAUCUUUGCCUCUCCAUGAUGCGAGACAUCUACUCCAACGCCAAUGUCGUCAUGGUGAGAAGCGCAGUGCUUGAAGCUUUGGAAAUAGGCGACAUUGUACGGGAUCCCUCCAAUGGGGUGAUGGAUGUUGCAGCACAGCUGUAUCUCUCUCCUUACAUGCGCAGGAUAGCUCGAGGUAUUGGCGACCGGCUUUGUCUGUCAUUCGCCGAUGGCAUCCUCUCGCUCGAAUCAAUCAUCAACGUUCUGAAGCAAGCCCCCCGACAAGAGGCCUUGUUGGCAUACCGCUUCAUGGCAGAAUUCCGCGACCUCAGCACUCACAUGUGGCAGCUAGGAGAUGAUGAUGGCGACAAGCCACUGGAGCACAGUCUGAAGGGGUUUGACUUCUUCUUGAACAUGCUCACUGUCGCUUUGAAAUACCGCAACGUCACGGUUGCGUCCGACGAGGUGAUUUGCUUGGCUACGCUGAUGAAUCUGCGUAUCAACAGCACACGGGGAGUCGUACCUCUCAUUGGCCACGGAGAGACUCCCGAGGAGGGCAUGUGUGAGUUGUGGAGGAGGCUUCAGGGCCUCGGUGGGAGUCUGCCAUCUGACCUUAUUUUCUCCUCUGUCCCGCGUGUUCAAGUACCAGGAUAUCGGUGGGCACCCGCAACUCUUGUCCAGUACGCGAAACACGGCAAUCUCUAUGUUUCUCAUUCCAGUGCGUAUCCGGCGAAGAUUUCCGACAAGGGUCUACACGUGAGGCUUCCUGGGGCGCGACUCACGAGUUUGGCUGCCACUGCUGGUUCAUUCGGCAAGUUAUUGCCAAGGGUAUCAAUGAAUGACCCAAAGGAUGUCCACCCGGAAGAUGAAGCCACACCCCCUUCUGUAUUCUUGGCAAAGCUACAAGCAGAUGGAGAUGGAUGGUUUGCUGUCAGAAUUCACAAGGGCGAAAAUGAGACCCGGGAAUCCGGAUCUGCACAUGCAGAAUCACGCUCAGAAUCAAGGCAGAGUCCAAAUCUUCUCCAACUCCUUGAGAGCAGGUCUACGGCGCUCAUAUACCAAAACGCCAACAUCAGCGGGCCAGGUCUACUCGUUUCCAUUGUGUCGCAACCGUCAAAACUGAGCGCUCUCGACAUUCUGAGUCUGAAUCAGGAGCCUUUGCAGACCAUAAGCGAGUUCCCUGUAAAGAUAAUGCCUCUCAGCGGCGGUGCCAGCAUCAUUGCUGAAGCAGCCAACAACUGUGUCGAAGAGCUGAACCGAAGGGUUGUGGCUGAGUCGAGACAGCGGACAGGCGGAGAUACCGUUGAAAAUGUCUGGGAGGAUGCGAUUGUCAUUGCUGAGCUGUUGAAGCAAACGGCCGAGAGAACCGUGGAAGAGUCCAGUGCAGCCCUGAAAGAAGCCUUGUAUUUCGAGGUGUUGUCUACGAAAGCCUCUGCCACGUACGAGGCCGCCAUCGAGCGCUUCAUGCAGUAUGUGCGCCAGGUGGCGUACUUUGGCGGCGGUAUAACGUGCGAGUCUUAUCCGGACGACCAAGACUGGUAUGUGGAUUGA